This is a messenger RNA of Pectinophora gossypiella (pink bollworm), 947 nucleotides long. Its product is annotated as glutathione S-transferase 1-like. The transcript is spliced from 7 exons. The record is from RefSeq and is a predicted model, not a curated record. Lineage: Eukaryota; Metazoa; Arthropoda; Insecta; Lepidoptera; Gelechiidae. Gene Ontology annotation, molecular function: glutathione transferase activity. Gene Ontology annotation, biological process: glutathione metabolic process. Bases 142 to 792 code for a protein of 216 amino acids.
GUGCAUUUGAGACGGCGCAGUUGUAAACGACGACAGUAAACUCAAUUUGAAAACUAGAUCUUUUGAAGUCAUAUCUUUCGCAUCAUCAUCUAUCACUUUAGCCCUCUGAACGUGAAUGUUUGUGAGAAAUUCGCUUCUGUCAUGGUGCUGACAUUGUACAAGUUGGAUCCGAGCUCAUCGGUGCGGGCAGUAUUGAUGACAAUCGAAGCCCUAAACAUCCAAGAUAUCGAGUACAUCGAUGUCAACUUGCUGACCGGGGAACAUCUUAAAGAUGAAUACGUGCAGUUAAAUCCUCAACACACUAUUCCGACGCUGAAGGAUGACGACUUUGUCAUUUGGGACAGUCACGCAAUAAGCAGCUAUCUGGUUAACAAGUACGCGAGUGACGAGUCUUUAUACCCUGGGGAGAUAAAGAUGAGAGCAAUCAUUGAUCAAAGACUCCACUUUGAUAGUGGCAUCCUGUUCCCUGCGUUGCGAGGAGCGGUCGAGCCGGUUAUCUAUAGAGGCGAGAAGUUGUUCAGGCCAGAAAAUUUGGACAAAAUAAAAUCGGCGUAUGGGUUCACCAACAAGUUUUUAACAACACCCUGGCUUGCUGGUGACCAGCUCACUAUAGCAGACAUCUGCUGUAUUGCUACCGUCUCCUCCAUGAAUGAAAUAUUUCCGGUCGCUGAAGACAUUUAUCCCAACUUGGCAGCAUGGAUGGCGCGUUGCUCGGAACAACAUUUUUACAAAAAAGGAAAUCUUCCUGGUUUAAAUAUUUUCCGCGAGUUGUUAAAAUCGAAGCUUUCUUGAAAUUAUGAAACGUAUAUUUAGCUGCUAGGUUUUACACGAUAGUUUGCAACUAUACCACAAUUAAAGCACCGCAACGAAGGAACAUAUUCCCCGAGAAUUAGAAGAGGCACACACAAGCAAUCUACAAUUAGAAAUAAAUAAUAUUUGAUAGCGAA